CAUUUCACACAUCAAUGAUUUAUCUCACUGUCAAAUUAUAAAAUUUAAAUAUUAAAUUACCCGUGAAUAUAUGCCAUAAAAACAAUCGUAAUUAAAAUGCCGUGUGAAAUGAUUACUUUGCAACUGGGUCAGUGUGGGAAUCAAAUUGGUUUUGAAUUUUGGAAACGAUUGUGUGCUGAGCAUGGAAUUAGUCCCGAAGGUAAACUUGAAGAUUUCGCUACGGAAGGUACAGAUCGAAAAGAUGUAUUUUUUUACCAAGCCGAUGAUGACCAUUAUAUCCCACGUUCAGUUUUACUUGAUUUGGAACCGAGAGUUAUUCAUACGAUUAUGAAUUCACCGUAUGCAAAGUUGUAUAAUCCAGAAAAUGUUUACUUAUCGAAAGAUGGUGGUGGAGCCGGUAAUAAUUGGGCAUCGGGUUUUAGUCAAGGCAGUACGUUAGAAGAAGAUAUUUUCGAUAUAAUUGAUCGUGAAGCAGACGGUAGUGAUAGUUUAGAAGGAUUUGUGUUGUGUCAUUCCAUUGCAGGAGGAACAGGUUCUGGAAUGGGAUCAUAUAUUUUAGAGAAAUUAACUGAUAGAUUUCCAAAAAAACUAAUACAAACGUAUAGUGUAUUUCCUAAUCAAGAUGAAAUGAGUGAUGUCGUUGUCCAGCCGUACAAUUCACUAUUAACGUUAAAACGUUUAACACAAGCGGCUGACGCAGUUGUUGUACUGGAUAAUACAGCGUUAAAUCGAAUUGCAACCGAUAAACUUCAUAUACAGAAUCCAAGUUUUGCACAAAUAAAUUCGUUAGUGAGUACGAUAAUGUCAGUGAGUACGGCCACAUUACGAUAUCCAUCAUACAUGAAUAAUGAUUUAAUUGGACUUAUUGGACCAUUAGUACCAACUCCAAGGUUACAUUUCUUAAUGACUGGUUAUACACCGUUAAUUGCUACCGAACAGUUAGGUGCAGCGACAAGUGGAGUUGGUGGCGGUGGAGUUGAUUCAACACCAAAUAUUCCACCAGCGACUACAGUACGAAAGACAACAGUAUUAGAUGUAAUGCGUCGAUUAUUACAGCCUACAAAUAUGAUGGUUAGUUCAGCGUACGAUCGUACUCCAACUCCAUUUCAACAUUGUUAUAUUAGUAUUUUGAAUAUUAUCCAAGGGGAAGUGGAACCAACACAGGUUCAUAAAUCUUUACAAAGGAUACGAGAACGUAAAUUAGCACAAUUUAUAAAAUGGUCGCCAGCCAGUAUACAAGUGGCGCUUUCCAGAAAAUCACCAUACAUACAGACAUCACAUCGUGUAUCCGGUUUAAUGUUAGCCAAUCAUACGAGUAUAUCAAUGUUAUUUGAACGAGUACUCACACAAUAUGAAAAACUACGUAAACGUGAAGCAUUCUUAGAACAAUUUCGUAAAGAAGAUAUGUUUAAAGAUAAUUUAGAAGAAUUAGAUGAUUCAAAAGCAGUCGUACAAGAUUUAGUUCAAGAAUAUCAAGCAGCGACACGAGCGGAUUACAUUUAAGCUAAAUUUAAAAAGAAAACAUAGAAAUGUUUAUUUUUUUAAGCCCCUAAAAAAAAAAAAUAACGUAAUCUCGUAACGUCUUCGAAAAAUCUCCAACAUACACUCACAAACCUUUCUCGAAUAUAUUAUUUUUUUAUAACCUAAAUAACACUCUUUUUUUAGUAUUAAAUACAAGCAUGGAUGCCAUC
Molecule: messenger RNA, 1691 nt
Organism: Chrysoperla carnea
Lineage: Eukaryota; Metazoa; Arthropoda; Insecta; Neuroptera; Chrysopidae
Product: tubulin gamma-1 chain-like
Exons: 7
Coding region: 97-1503 (468 amino acids)
Biological process (GO): mitotic cell cycle; meiotic spindle organization; microtubule nucleation
Cellular component (GO): nucleus; centrosome; microtubule
Molecular function (GO): GTP binding; structural constituent of cytoskeleton
Source: RefSeq, a predicted model, not a curated record